Neltuma alba is the source of this 696-nucleotide messenger RNA. RefSeq lists its product as uncharacterized. Gene Ontology annotation, cellular component: membrane. The transcript is spliced from 5 exons. NCBI's taxonomy places the organism in Eukaryota, Viridiplantae, Streptophyta, Magnoliopsida, Fabales, Fabaceae. The record is from RefSeq and is a predicted model, not a curated record. Bases 1 to 696 code for a protein of 231 amino acids.
AUGGCUUGGUAUCUAUACUGUAUGAUUACUGAUAUUCUUAAUGAAGCAGAACAGAACAAGUUGUUCCUGAUCAAUGGCAUCAACUCUGCUGUUUUUGGUGUGAAGCAAGGUGUUGCUCUUCAAGUUGUUGAUUCCUUGUGGAAAGGAAUUCGCCACCAAGUAUUAGAUAUUAGGAGAAUCAUAAAUGAACCAUCACGGCUAUUGUUUGAUGCUGCAAAAGUUGGAAACUUUGACCUUUUGGCUGAGUUUGUGAAGUCUUAUCCCUGCUUAAUAUGGGAGUUGGACAACAAAAGGAGAAACAAAGAUGAUGGAAACAAUAUAUUACAUUUGGCUGCAAAGUUAUCACCAGCUGAUCGACUUGAAUUGGUGUCUGGGGCAGCUUUUCAAAUGAAGUUUGAACUAUUAUGGUUUGAGGAGGUAAGGAAGAUAGCGUUACCAUCAUAUGUGAAUAUGAAAAACUCAAAUGGUGAAACUCCUCGGGAGUUGUUCACCAAGGAGCACGCAUCAUUGAGAAAAAAUGCCGAGUCAUGGAUGAAGAGAACAUCUAACUAUUGUAUGGUUGUUUCAACUCUUAUUGCUACCGGAGUGUUUUCAGCUGCAUUUAGCAUACCUGGUGGCAUUAAUGAUGAUACAGGAGUUCCAAAUUAUUUGGGGAAACGAUCAUUCAUGAUAUUUGCUAUAUCAGAUGUGAUAUAA